Pocillopora meandrina is the source of this 384-nucleotide messenger RNA. Lineage: Eukaryota; Metazoa; Cnidaria; Anthozoa; Scleractinia; Pocilloporidae. The record is from the annotation of a GenBank genome assembly.
AUGCACAGCCGUCCCAUCGUCAAGACUAAACGCAGCAAACACUCCGUGUACUCAGACAGAGAAUUAUGGUCUUUGUUAACGACAUCUUUAGAGAAGAAGAAAGCGAACAAAAGGAGACGGGAUCCAGACAUGUUAAGAAACGCUGUGUUGGAGUUGACAGUACAAAAACUAAACGAAGAGAUCACAGACAGAUGUAUGAAAAAAGUGAAACGUCGAAAACUGGAGGAUUCUUACGAAUGGCAAGAGUCUCCGGACGGACUUGGAUGGAACAUGACAGCAUCCUACCAAGAUGAUGAAGAUCUUUUAGGUAUCGACGACUUCUUUCAGAAAUUAAGUACUAGCUGUAAAACUCGAAAUAACUCGUCUACCAUUUCUGAGACGUGA